AUGACGGGCGCCGACCCCGUCUCAGUGCAAGCACUUGAAGCCGAUUCGGACUUUUCCGACGCAGACUCUGCAAUCCAGUCCCUCGCGAGCUCAUCUGCGUCGAUCACGUCGAGCAUUCUGCGAAGUCGGGAGGAGAACGGACGCACAUAUCAUGCAUUCCGUGAAGGAAAAUAUGUCUUACCAAAUGAUGAGGGUGAAAAUGAACGUCUUGACCUCCAACAUCACCUCUAUACAUUGACCUUCGACGGCAAGCUUUUUACAUGCCCUGCAGGCCGGGACAAGCCCAUUGUGCAGGCUCUUGAUGCUGGCACCGGCACAGGAAUCUGGGCCAUGGAUUUCGCCGAUGAUCAUCCAGAAACGAAGGUUGUUGGCGUCGAUCUCAGCCCAAUCCAACCGGACUUUGUGCCUCCCAACGUUACAUUCUACAUCGAUGACAUCGAAGACCGAUGGACAUUCUCAACCGGUUUCGACUUCAUUUACUCUCGUAUGCUCACUGCGUCUAUCAAGGACUGGCCAUCAUACAUCCAGCAAUGCUACGAUAACCUGGAACCCGGCGGCUGGCUUGAGAUAUCCGAUAUUCUUCUUGACCUGAAGAGUGACGAUGGCACCGUCUCCCCUACAUCCCCUGCGGCGCAAUGGGGCAGAUAUAUGCUCGAGGCGGCAGCCAAAUUUGGCCGUCCUUUAGACAGCGCAUUAUUUUUAAAGCAACAACUAGCUGACGCAGGAUUCACGAAUGUUGUUGAGACGAUAUACAAGUGGCCCUCCAAUUCGUGGCCUAAGGACCCAAAGUUCAAGGAGCUGGGUCAGUCUACUAUUUAA
Molecule: messenger RNA, 819 nt
Organism: Verticillium nonalfalfae
Lineage: Eukaryota; Fungi; Ascomycota; Sordariomycetes; Glomerellales; Plectosphaerellaceae
Exons: 9
Coding region: 1-819 (272 amino acids)
Molecular function (GO): methyltransferase activity
Source: RefSeq, a predicted model, not a curated record